AUGCAAGAUGAUUACCGCGGGGAUCCCCCAAAUCUUCCCUCUCCAAACCUCACUAUCCCCAGCAAACUCCCAUACGAACCUAUAAACGGGUCAAACGAACACAUUCUACCUCCCUACACAGAAUCCCUUCAUAAUGUCAACGGACCAGAGGAUAUGAGUGACGCGUCGACAGAGUCACACCUGUGGACAUUACAGACCCCAUCGGCAGAUGACAGCUUAAUUGAAGAUGAGCCAUCUAGGCAUGUGGAUUACCUUUCACAUGACUGGAAGGAGGAAGAUAUCUGGUCCUCCUGGCGUUAUGUGACAAGUCGGAGAAACGAUUAUAGUAAUGGAGUGAGACUGGAGAAUGCUUCUUGGAGGACAUGGGCUAAGGCCAAGCAUAACCUGAAGACGAUAUCGCCGGAAAGCCUGAAUUGGCUGAAAGACUGUGAUGUCACCUGGCUAUACGGGCCACUAAAAAGUUCCGACCAUGCAACCUCGCCUUCCCCCCCUCCGAGUCGCUUGGACACACCAAACUUCUAUCUAGACCGAAAGCCAAUCCUGAAGAAAAAGACCGCCUCCGAGGCCAUCCUCCAGCGGUCGCUAUCGCAACAUACCUUACUCCAGCAUGCCGGGGCCAUUCUCAAAGCUCAAGAAGCCGAGAACCACUGGGUUCGACCCCCUUUCCCGAGGUCCAACACAGACUUGGACCAUUUGCAUCACCGGACUGGAAGCUCGACCUACUCUCUCGGUGGCACUCUCACUACCUCUUCAUCGUCAGGGGUGACAUCUCCAAGCGAACGGCGCCACAUUCACUUCAACAAUGAAGUCGUACAAUGCAUUGCGGUUGAGGCUAAGAGCUAUGAGGAUGAUUGGCCGGCCACAUUUGACGAGUCAUCUUCCGACGAUGGUGUAGUCAUGAUGAGACAAAUCUCCGGCCGGUCCUCUCUGAGCAACCACACCCCACGCAACAGCUCCAGCGGCGACGGGAAAACCAUCGCUCCUCUCCCUUCAACUACGCUCAAGUAUCGGGGAGAUCCUCCCGAGCCCGCUCAGACCAUCCUUGAUCGAUGGUCUACCCCUACCCGGACAUUGUCACCCACUCCCUCUGUGGAGACCAUACGUCCGUCGGGCUCAUCAGAGCCCUCGGCUAACUUCCUUUUGGAUGAAUGUGAAGAUCCCAGUCUGGACUUCACGGGCAAUUACCCCGAUCGCGAUCGUGCAUGGCUCAUGGAAGAUGAUCCAGCAUCAGAUCGACCCCUCCGAUUGACUGCUUCGGGUAUGAUCAUGCCGGAAGGCGAGACUGAGACCUCUAGCAGUAGUAUCUUGGAUCGGGUUGUGGACACUGUGAACACUGCCCGAGACAUUGCCCAUGUAAUUUGGAAUGUGGGCUGGCGCCGCUGA
Messenger RNA from Penicillium griseofulvum, 1383 nucleotides. Its product is annotated as protein phosphatase regulator REG1. Lineage: Eukaryota; Fungi; Ascomycota; Eurotiomycetes; Eurotiales; Aspergillaceae. Gene Ontology annotation, biological process: cellular response to glucose starvation; protein catabolic process in the vacuole. The coding region runs from base 1 to 1383 and encodes 460 amino acids. The transcript has 2 exons. The record is from RefSeq and is a predicted model, not a curated record.